UUGGAGCGGUGUAUGUUGAGAGUAAACGAAGAGUUUAAAGCUUAAAAUCGAGGCGGGUUUCUGGGACAAGGUAGUAAACGUACAGAAAUCGUAGACAACAGCAGCCUGAAGCCCCCAAAUACCGGUUUAGAAAAAGGGACAAGAUGAUGUUCUAUGGAAGAAAAAUUAUGAGGAAGGUGACAACUUUGCCAAACACACUGGUGGGAAAUAAUGUGCCCCGACAGAGAGUGAGAAAAAGGCAGAAAGUUUUUGCCCUGGCUAAAAGAUUUUUACGCAUUAAGAAGGAGUACCCCACACUACAACCCAAAGAGCCACCCCCCUCACUACUGGAAGCAGAUCUCACUGAAUUUGACGUGAAGAACUCUCACCUGCCAUCUGAAGUUCUGUACAUGUUAAAAAAUGUCAGGGUUUUGGGUCACUUUGAGAAACCGUUGUUCCUGGAACUCUGUAAGCACAUGGUUUUCAUGAAUUUGAUGGAGGGGGACUACAUCUUUCAGCCUGGGCAACUAGAUGACAGCAUCUACGUAGUACAGGAUGGGAGACUAGAACUCUGCAUUCAAGACAAUGAUGGGACAGAGGCAGUUGUAAAGGAAGUGUUCCCAGGGGACAGUGUGCACAGCUUGCUUAGCAUCCUAGAUGUUAUCACAGGCUAUCCUGCUCCCUAUAAAACUGUUUCAGCAAAAGCUGCAGUAGAUUCCACCAUCUUGCGUUUGCCAGCAAAUGCCUUUGAAGCUAUCUUCCAAAAAUAUCCUGAAACUCUAGUAAGAGUGGUACAGAUAAUCAUGGUGCGGCUUCAGAGAGUGACUUUUCAGGCCCUCCACAACUAUUUGGGAUUGACAGCAGAACUCUUCAGCUCGGAGAGUCAAGCCAUCCCUCUGGUUUCUGUAGCCAGUUUAACCACUGCAAAAACAGGGACAUUGAGAAAACAGCUGUCCCACUCAUUCUCUGAAGAGGAAUCCAUGGAGAAAACAGACUGGAGCGGAGAGACAUCUGAAACGGAAAUGGUGAAGAAUUCCUCAUUAGAAGGUUCUGCAGUGGUACCCAAGCGAAGCCGGGCUGUAACAAUACCAUGUGACCCAGGAAGCCCAAAGUGCAGCAGGUCAGACAUGAGUAUGGCAUAUGAGAGAGCACGGGUUAGCAUGGCUGGUGAUUUGCCUUCCAGCCCAGUUACAUUCAAGUCUAUUUUGAAGAAGAGUGUGACAAUGCAGGAAACGCCGUCUGCUGUUUUUCACUAUACUGAUCCAGUGGAGGGAGGAGAGGAAGUCGGUGCUGCUGCAAGACAAAAUGCCUUCUUCGAAGCAGCCAAGAAAGAUCUCCUAACACUUAUGAAACUGGAUGAUCCUUCGCUUUUGAAUGGCAGAGUGACUCUACACCAUGUCAAGGCUGGAGCAGUGCUGUCAAAGCAAGGGGAUCAGGAUGUGAAUAUUCGCUUUGUAAUAUCUGGCUUGCUGCAUGUUUACCAGCGCAUGAUUGAUCGUGAGGAGGAGACUUGCCUAUUCAUCACACAUCCAGGAGAACUGGUUGGUCAUCUUGCUGUUCUCACAGGAGAACCACUUAUCUUCAGUAUCAGAGCACACCGGGAUUGCACUUUCCUCUCCAUCUCCAAGUGCCACUUCUAUGAGAUAAUGCGGGCACAGCCAAGUAUUGUGCUAAACGUGGCCCACACUGUAGUGAAAAGGAUGUCAUCUUUUGUACGGCAGAUUGACUUUGCUCUGGACUGGGUUGCUGUGGAAGCAGGACGAGCUGUUUACAGGCAAAGUGACAAGUCAGACUGCACUUAUAUUGUUUUGAGUGGGCGACUGCGUUCUGUAAUUAAAAAGGAAGAUGGAAAGAAGGAACUCGUCGGAGAAUAUGGCCGUGGUGACCUCAUUGGAGUGGUUGAAGCCCUCACUCGUCAACCCCGAGCCACAACAGUGCAUGCAGUACGUGAUUCUGAAUUGGCCAAGCUGCCUGAAGGAGCUUUGAACUCAAUCAAGAGGAAGUACCCCCAGGUCGUGACUCGUCUAAUACAUCUGUUAGGGCAGAAGAUCCUAGGAAACCUUCAGCAGGUGUCUGGACAUCUUUCAGCUCGUGGAAUAGGGCUGCCUUCCAGAAGUAGCAAAUGGGAUGCUGGUAAUCCAUCCAGUAAUCUGUCCACUGUAGCUAUCUUACCAGCUUCUGAUGAUGUUCCCAUGACUGCUUUUAGCCUUGAGCUCCAACAUGCACUCAGUGCUAUUGGUCCAACUUUACUGCUGACUAGUGAUACUGUUAAAGAGCGCCUUGGUGCAGCAGCUUUGGACAGUGUUCAUGAGUACAGGCUAUCAAGCUGGUUGGGUCAGCAGGAGGAUAUACAUCGUAUUGUGCUGUACCAGUCAGACAGCAACAUGACACCAUGGACUCAACGGUGUAUUCGCCAAGCAGACUGCACUCUCAUUGUAGGCCUUGGAGAACAGGAACCUACACCGGGAGAGUUGGAAAGAAUGUUGGAGAACACAGCAGUGCGAGUGCAGAAACAACUGAUACUGCUUCACAGAGAGGAUGGACCUCCGCCAUCCCGCACUGUAGAGUGGUUGAACAUGAGGAGCUGGUGUUCGGGGCACCUUCAUCUAUGCUGUCCACGCAGAGUAUUUUCCAAACGAAGUCUUCCCAAAUUGAGAGAAAUGUAUGAUCGAGUAUUCCAAAAGACUCCAGAUCGACACUCUGAUUUCUCCCGCUUGGCCCGUGUCCUGACUGGAAAUGCCAUUGCACUAGUAUUAGGAGGGGGAGGAGCACGAGGCUGCUCUCAGAUUGGUGUAAUUCGGGCACUAACUGAUGCAGGAAUUCCAGUUGAUUUGGUUGGUGGUACUUCAAUUGGCGCUUUCAUGGGAGCACUCUAUGCUGAAGAAAAGAACUUCAAUCGAAUGCGGAUUCGAGCCAGGCAGUGGGCUAUGGAUAUGACAUCAGUGUUUAAGAAGAUUCUAGACCUGACGUACCCUAUCACUUCAAUGUUCUCAGGUACCACCUUUAAUCAUGCCAUCAGCAACGUUUUCAAAGGCAAGCAGAUUGAGGAUCUUUGGCUUCCUUAUUUUAAUAUUACAACAGACAUCACAGCCUCUGCCAUGAGGGUACACACAGAUGGUUCCCUCUGGCGUUAUGUUCGUGCAAGUAUGUCUCUUUCUGGUUAUCUUCCUCCUCUCUGUGAUCCAAAGGAUGGCCACCUUCUAAUGGAUGGGGGAUAUAUCAACAACCUGCCAGCGGAUGUUGCCAGGUCCAUGGGAGCAAAAGUAGUGAUUGCCAUCGAUGUUGGCAGCCGAGAUGAGACUGAUCUUACAAACUACGGGGACUCCCUGUCUGGGUGGUGGUUACUUUGGAAAAGAUGGAACCCGUUAGCAGAGAAAGUCAAGGUUUUGAACAUGGCUGAAAUUCAGAGCCGGUUGGCGUAUGUUUGCUGUGUGCGACAGCUAGAAGUGGUGAGGAACAGUGAGUACUCUGAAUACAUCAGGCCUCCCAUUGACCAGUAUGGUACAUUGGAAUUUGGCAAAUUUGAUGAGAUUGUGGAAGUGGGAUAUCAGCAUGGGAAAACUCUAUUUGACAUCUGGAAACGGAGUGCUGUAAUUGAUAAGAUGUUGAUGGAUUGGCAUCAAGAGACCUUCUGCAAGUCGAGAACUUCUGAUGUACCUGCAUGUCCCAAUGCAUCUUUCACUGACCUGGCUGAAAUAGUUUCUAGGAUUGAGCCUGCAAAAGUAAAUGUGGUUGAUGAUGAAUCUGAUUAUCAGACAGAUUAUGAAGAGGAAGUUCUGGAUGCAACAAGUGAAGAGUUUAUCAGUCCUUCUAGUGGGCAAAAUGAAGAUAAUUCUGAUACAGAUGAUGACACUAAAGUAAGACAGUGUAUCACUACUCUACGAAUGCAAGACUACAAGAGCUGAAAAUUAAGAUCUAUGAAAAUACAGUCUUCGUCACCUGUCAGUGUUAAACCUCCAUAUGAAACACAUCCAAAUGGCAGCUUCAUUGCCAUUUUUCCUGCCAAGUGGCUGACACUACAGUGGUACAUUCUAAGGGCAGUGGUUUGUCUUCCCACUGUGCUUAGGCUGCUGUGCUUCCUUACUUAUCCUUAAUAAGGAGAAUUGCCUUUUUGCUGUAGACAUUAUGCUGGUAACACACCUGACCAUUAACGUGACAGUAGCUCCACACUGUCAGAAACAGUUUGUCAGUCCUACCAUUAGCUUGCCUUAACCAUAUUUGCCAUACCAGUGGUGCUAAUUAAUGUCAGUGAGCAGACACCCAUAGUUAUGUAUGUGGUUGCAGUCACUACAGGCCACGUACUGAGAUAGCCCUGGUUUGGUGUACUAAUUAAAUGAAGGAUGGUUUUACAAUGGUCAGAGACCAGAUAAAGUUGAGUACCUGUGAGAUGCUGCAGUAUUCUGCCAGAAGGUGGUGAUUGCGAUGCAGGAGUGUUAAAUAUGUUACUUGGUGUAUAUUGCAUUGCUCCUUGCUGUCGUUGCUGAAGAUGGAUACAAAAUACCACAGUGCCUUGUCUGAGUGCUGCACUCAGUUGACUUUCAGUGAUGUGUGUACUGUGGAUGGUAGGUUUUACCACUGAUGCUGACCUGCUACAAAUGCCUGUGAAUAAAAAUGAUACUUUGAGUACCACUGAACCACAACUUUCAUACUUUUGAGGUAGUGAACUGUGGUGGAACUCCACAUAGACAAACAUGAGCGCGCACAAAAAAAAAACUGGACAAUGCUCAUCAUCUCUGUAAGUGCCUAAGUUGUGGGUAUGGGGUAGACUCUGCAAGCGUUCGUUAUGCAUUUUAUGACUUUUUCUGAAAUGUUUUACAUUUUAAUGUAGAUGUGAACAAUUGAAAUAUUUUACAUUUUUAAGAUACACAUGAGCAAUUAAUGUGAACUUCAGUAGCUAAAUAAACUACUGUUUUUCUGUUUA
This is a messenger RNA of Protopterus annectens (West African lungfish), 4900 nucleotides long. It is a transcript of the gene PNPLA7, whose product is annotated as patatin like phospholipase domain containing 7. Gene Ontology annotation, molecular function: phosphatidylcholine lysophospholipase A1 activity. Gene Ontology annotation, cellular component: endoplasmic reticulum. Gene Ontology annotation, biological process: lipid metabolic process. NCBI's taxonomy places the organism in Eukaryota, Metazoa, Chordata, Ceratodontiformes, Protopteridae. The record is from RefSeq and is a predicted model, not a curated record.